Molecule: messenger RNA, 1587 nt
Organism: Aspergillus udagawae
Lineage: Eukaryota; Fungi; Ascomycota; Eurotiomycetes; Eurotiales; Aspergillaceae
Product: guanine nucleotide-binding protein alpha-2 subunit
Exons: 3
Coding region: 1-1587 (528 amino acids)
Biological process (GO): adenylate cyclase-activating G protein-coupled receptor signaling pathway
Cellular component (GO): heterotrimeric G-protein complex
Molecular function (GO): G-protein beta/gamma-subunit complex binding; G protein-coupled receptor binding; guanyl nucleotide binding
Source: RefSeq, a predicted model, not a curated record
AUGGACUUAGAUGCAUCCAUCAAUUGCUGCACAGUCCUGCUCGCGAAAUUGCAAGAUCUGGUAGAUAGCCUACGCCAGAAGCAAAACAAGGCUCUCGACUUCCAAAGCAAACUCAAAUUGGUAUUUGGCAAGAAAAGUGUCGAUGAUAUCCAGAAGCUACUAGAGCACCAAACAAACGCUCUCAGCUUGGUCCUGGCCGCGUGCAACUGCCAAACCGGAGCUGAACAAAAGGCCUUGCUUGUUCGGUCGAGUAGCCGGAGAGUCUUUCGCCAAAUGAAUUCUGAUUCUGCCUCGCUAAUGGUCCACCGCGACACAACUUCCAUCGCAACACAGAUAACCGAUCAUUUAUCGAAGGUGUCGGUUGCUUUUUCGUUUGACCGGGAGGUUUUUACCUCCAAUGUGUACGAGAGAUUUUUCCGUGGGCUCACGAGGAGGGUUCUGAGAUAUCCACAAACCCGUGAUACUCCAGUGGUGGAGCAGCCUCGUGAACCUAGUGGUGACGAUGGAUGGCCCUUAUUCCAGGAGAAAUUAUUACUCUUCGGCAGUGACUACGCGGGUACGGACGAUAUUCUUCAUGAGCUAGUUGGCUUAGUGGGAAACCAAACUAUCAAUAUUGGUCUCACCCUUCAACGAACCGCCAUAUACAAGUUCGUCAUCAUGAGCACCCAGGCUAUUAUUGCUGCCCUGAAUCGCGAUGCCACAGGUCCGCAGCUAGACAGUAAUAGGGCACAUUGCGAUCUCUUGCUGCGGUAUAUCGACGAUCUCAGUGCAACAAAACCUCUGGAUGAGCGAAUAGGAGAGGCAAUACGCUCACUGUGGCAAGACCCAAGUAUGGAGAGAGUCCGCCAAUCUCCUCGAGAGUUUGCUAUACCAGAAUCAGCGCUAGAACUUUUCGAUGAUAUAGACCGCAUCGCCUCCCCAAAUUACGAGCCAACAAGCAGAGAUCUGAAGAUAGUGCGAGACAGGACACCCUCAGUAAUCGAGUUACAGGCCACAUAUAUAAAAUACCGAAACUCGUGGACAGUGGCAAAGCCAGCAGUCAAACUAGUUAACUUGCAACUUUUAGAUGUCACGCUACGCUUCGGAUCAAAUGUGGCUUACGAUUUCAAGGCUAUUACAACCAUCUUUUUGCUCAUCAAUAUUGCCGGCUACAACGAAUUCUUGGAAUAUGAUCGUCUGCGGAGUUCGCUACUUCAUUGCACAUACAAAUCCGAAGCAAUGCUACGAUCGUCCUGGUUCCCACAGGACACGAGGGUUGUGAUUUUAUUCAGGGAGCCCGAGGAGUUCGCGUCCAAACUCACUACGCACCCCUUCGCAGAUUAUUUCCCUGGCUACACAGAGGACAACGAGAGAGACGCAAGCCUCACCUUUCUCUUUCUGCACUUCAAACAACUGCGCCCUAAUCACUUUCUUUCAGGGGUGAUUAUGUGGGGAAUUCAAAGUUGUCCCAGAGAUUCUAUCAUAGAGAAGCUACUUUUCAUCUCUGAAAUGUUGCAAAAUGUGCCGCUAAACGCUGUCAGCAGAAUGUUGGAGAGAAGGGAAAUGAAUGUUGACCCAGAGCAGAAAUUUCAAAAUAUUGUUAGUUAG